CACCAUUGCGAGGCUCGCGAGCCCUAGAAGUGCGCUACACUCCACAAGCCACUCCACGCCGCCCGGCUCCGCUCCGUUCCGCUCCGUCCCGCUCCGCUCGGGCUCGGCUUCGCCAGGCUUGUUCCGCGUUGGGCCGAGGCUGCCGCCGCAGAGGCAGAGGCCUGGCCUAGGGCCUGGUGGAUGUCGCUCCCGGUGGCGCCGUCGCUGCUCGCCAGCCUCCACGAACAUGGGUCGGACCCCGCCCCCCACGGCGCGCACGGCCUGCUCCCCGAGCUGAGUGUGGCCGACCUGGCCAUGUCCCUCAGCCCCAAACACCACCAGCACCAGCAGCACUUGCAGCAGCACCAACAGCAGCACCAGCAUCCGGCGCAUUCAACGCCCUUCUCCGUCACCGACAUCCUGAGCCCGAUGGACGAGUUCAGGAAGCUGGAGCUUUCCGGCGCCGGGUCUAGCAGCUCAUCUGCCGGCACGCCCGCCCCGGCGCCAAACCCGGCGCCCUACUUCCCUCCCCAGUACUGCGCCCCGGAACUCGCGUACGGCGAUGUCCGGGGCCCAGCCGCGGGCUGGUAUGGGACCGCCGGCGACCCUCGCUUCGCAAGAUCGUACCUGGACCAGAAACAAUGUUGGGAGGAAGGAGGACGGAGUCUGGCCAUCGUGUCCCGGCUGAUGAGCUCUUCAACGGCAUCCAUGAAUAUGAACAUGAACAUGGGCAAUGCCAUGGGCCUGUCCACAUGUUCAGUGACAGGCGAAACCAAACCCAUGCAGUUCCCCCUGACCCAGAGGAGAAAGCGCCGAGUCCUAUUUACGCAAGCUCAGGUUUAUGAGCUGGAAAGAAGAUUUAAGCAACAGAAGUACCUGUCCGCUCCUGAAAGGGAGCAUUUAGCGAGUCUUAUACACCUGACGCCCACACAAGUCAAGAUUUGGUUCCAAAACCACAGGUAUAAAUGCAAGAGACAAGCCAAGGAGAAGGCUAUGGCGGAACAGAACGCACAGAACCAGGAGCAGAGUUCACCCAGAAGAGUGGCGGUGCCAGUGCUCGUCAAAGACGGGAAGCCCUGCUCUGAGGGUGGUGGAGGCGGUGGAGCCAACAGGAGUGGCGGUCCGUGUGGCCACAGCCCGGGCCUCGCCCCCAGCCUAGGGCCACAUCCUCAGCAGCAGCAGCAACAACAACAACAGCAACAGCAGCAACAGCAACAGCACCAGCACCAGCAGCAGCAACAGCAGCAACAGCAAGCGUGCUCUAGCACAGCAGCACUCCUCAGCAAUAUGGCAUAUCAGAGACAGAACUUGCAACACCACCAACAGCAGGCCAAUAUGUGCCCUUCGUACGAAGUCAAGUACCUACCUCUGCAGGGCAGGGCGUGGUGAGGUGCAGUGGCGUGUGCAGACCCUACCGACAACCCCUCAUAAGACCUCCACUGUGCGUGCACCCCAGCGCCUCCUACUAAAAAAAACCGUCCGGGCUAGGAGAAGCUACAAGAUCGUACUUAAGCACUUAUACUGGCCAAUUCAAUUGCUUAGUCGUAAGUUGUAUUUCUAUGUUGUCCUCCAGAGUUAUUAAUCACUUUCCUACUCGCAAUAAUUUAUUCUUUGGGGAUUUUUUUACAUAAGUUUGAGUACGUUGAUGUGUUUGUUAGUGAUGUUGUUUUCUUAAUGAGCAGGUACUUACUGUUAGGUUUAAAUCAAAAUUCCAAAAAUGUUGCCUCAAUUUUGUCAAUGUUCUGGGUUAAAGUAUGUGGAUUAGGGGGAGAAUAUCGCAUAGCGUCAUCUGGAAAUUAAGACGAUGUAAAUUUUGUGUUAGUUUCAAGAGUCUACAAAUGUAUUCUACGGGUUUAUUUUUAAUAACAUCCGUCCAUGAGGGCAGCCAUGUUAGGAAAGUUCAAUGUUGACUGUCGCUACUUACCAAAGGGAAAAUCUGUACUGUAUCGGCUAAUUUUUGCUUUACAUUCGAAAAAAUAACUAGGAACGGGUGUCGAUACCUCAGAGCGAAAACCGCUCAGUCUACCGAAG
This is a messenger RNA of Frankliniella occidentalis (western flower thrips), 2010 nucleotides long. RefSeq names its product thyroid transcription factor 1-like. Gene Ontology annotation, biological process: regulation of transcription by RNA polymerase II; cell differentiation. Gene Ontology annotation, molecular function: RNA polymerase II cis-regulatory region sequence-specific DNA binding; DNA-binding transcription factor activity, RNA polymerase II-specific. The record is from RefSeq and is a predicted model, not a curated record. The coding region runs from base 181 to 1368 and encodes 395 amino acids. Lineage: Eukaryota; Metazoa; Arthropoda; Insecta; Thysanoptera; Thripidae. Gene Ontology annotation, cellular component: nucleus. The transcript has 6 exons.